Aspergillus saccharolyticus JOP 1030-1 is the source of this 1833-nucleotide messenger RNA. RefSeq lists its product as uncharacterized. The record is from RefSeq and is a predicted model, not a curated record. The transcript has a single exon. The coding region runs from base 87 to 1670 and encodes 527 amino acids. Gene Ontology annotation, biological process: transmembrane transport. Gene Ontology annotation, molecular function: transmembrane transporter activity. NCBI's taxonomy places the organism in Eukaryota, Fungi, Ascomycota, Eurotiomycetes, Eurotiales, Aspergillaceae. Gene Ontology annotation, cellular component: membrane.
CCCAAAUACCUCAGGUGCUUCUGAACCACAAGACCCCUUUCAUCGUCAACCCAGCCUACGCGCACUGACAGACAAUCGACAUUGUCAUGUCCUCUACCGACGGGUCGACAGAUCGCAACAGCAGAUCUCUUAGCAAAGAAAAAGGCGACAUGGCCGGACCAGGCGGUGCAGGCGAGCCAGACGCUGGUGGCCCUCCAUCCCACUUCAGAUCGAACUUCCAGGAGGCCGUCUUUAUCUUCGUCAUUGGCUUGUCACAGCUUUUCUCCGUCGGUGGUCUCGGGAAUGCAGCUUUCUCCGUGCAGCAGAUCGGUCACUCUCUAAAUGCCACGAGCAAUGGUCAAAUGUCCUGGUUCUUGGCCGCAUACUCCCUAUGUGGUGGUGUCUUCGUGCUGGUGACUGGCCGACUGGGUGACCACUUUGGCCACAAGUAUGUCUUCUUAUUCGGAUGGAUUUGGAUGGCCAUCUGGUCUUUAAUCAGCGGGUUUGCCAAAGAUGUGAUUCUCUUUGACAUUGCUCGUGGUAUGACUGGCAUCGGCAACGGUGCACUGGUCCCCAAUUCGUUUGCUCUGCUUGCCCGUGCAUUUCCCCCAUUUUCAGUCAAGAAGAACAUCGCCUUCGCGUUCCUCGGGUUUUGUGCACCUUCGGGCUACAUCUUCGGUGGACUCAUUGGCGCUGCUUUCGCGGAGAAGGUCACCUGGCGCUGGGGAUUCUGGUUCUGGGCCAUUGGCUGCCUCGUCCUCGGCAUCGCGACCUUUAUCGUGGUCCCCCACAGCGUGGGCUCGCCAAUCCCCGGCCUGAGCAUGAAGGAAUUCGACUAUAUUGGAUCUUUCCUUGGCGUCACUGGACUGAUCCUCUUCUCCUUUGCUUGGAACCAAGCCUCCGUGGUGGGCUGGUCGGAACCCUACGUCUACGCGCUUCUCAUCGUCGGCAUCGUCUUCAUCGUGGCCUUUGCCUUUUCGCAGUCGCACGUCAAGAAUGCCGUCCUGCCCAACUCGCUCUGGACCCGCAGGGGCUUCACUCCAGUUGUGACGGCUAUGUCGCUGGGCUGGAUGUCGUUUGGCAUUUUCCUCUACUACACGACUAUUUUCAUCCUCACCAUCCACCAUGCGGAACCGCUCACGACUGUCGCGGAGAUGGUUCCGCUGGUCAUUGGAGGUUUGUUCGCGACGGCCUCGGUCGGACUCUUUAUUGCCAAGGUCCGUGCGCAGUACAUCUUCGGUGUCUCCAUGUUCUCCUUCUUCAUUGGUAACCUGCUCAUGAGCUUCGCCAACUACUCCCCCGUCUACUGGGCUUUCAUUUUUCCCGCCUGCCUGUUCGUCGUCGGCGGCCCAGAUCUCUCGUUCGCUUCGUCGGGGAUUCUGAUUUCGAACGCUGUCUUGCCCGAGGAGCAGGGUGUCGCCGGCUCCUUUAUCUCGACUGUUGUGCAGUACUCCAUCUCCAUCGGUCUGGGUAUUGCUGCCACCGUCGAGGCGCACGUCAACGACAAUGGCAAGGAUGUCAUUCAUGGAUACCGCGGUGCGCUCUGGCUGGGUAUCGCCUUUGCGGCUGUCGCCUUUUUCAUUGUGGUUUUGUUCAUCCGAGACCACCGAUUCGACCAGGAGCCCGAGAAGGAUGGCGCUGCAAGCACUGAUGGUGCUUUUGAGAUGCCAACCGACAAGCCGCCUGCUUGAGGCCUAACUCAGGAAGAGUAAAAUACCCAUGGAGGAAAGUCGGGAAUUGGGACUUUUUACGUGUCCCAUCGAAUGGAUUCUUGCACAAGUCUACAACUACCAAUAAUAGAUUGAUUCUUAAUUUCUACAGCAAAAUGCUUUGAAUACGGCACACUACGCUUCC